Molecule: messenger RNA, 822 nt
Organism: Striga asiatica
Lineage: Eukaryota; Viridiplantae; Streptophyta; Magnoliopsida; Lamiales; Orobanchaceae
Source: the annotation of a GenBank genome assembly
AUGAGAAACAAGGAAAAAAUCAAAAGAGGGAGCGAGGGGACCAAAGUAGAGACACCAUUGGCUUAUCCUAUCCUCCUUCCGGAUUACAUUAUCACCUCUAAACUAAUACCACCAUCCAUCCACAUGAAAAGCAAGCUUAAAAAUCUUCUUUUCUAUUUCUCCAACUCCCAAAAUCCCACGGUUCACGGCGGCCAAGAAAAGCAAAAGGAACCAGCAACCAUAGCAAAAUGGUAUUCUCUAGCAUUUGCAUUCUCUAAUUCAAUUCCCUCUCCCUUGCACCCACCAGCAUCACAGUCGCCGGGCCCCCUAUUUCACGGCAGCCGCCAUUCCCCCUCUCGCCGCCACCACAAACUUGACCUUAGUCUCCGGAACCCUAGACAGUGCAGCUAUCGUCGUCAUCGACGGUGGGUCCGUCGUCGCCUCGCCGCUGCGCUCUCCCUCGCCAACCCAGAGAGGCGCCGCCAGCUACAGGCGGAUGAGGUCGGCAGGGGGGACAAGGAGGUGGUUAGAGAGUACUUCAACAACGACGGGUUCCAGCGGUGGCGGAGGAUCUAUGAAGAAACCUAUGACGUGAACAAGGUGCAACGGGACAUCAGGUUGGGCCACUCGAAGACGGUGGAUAAUACAAGCGCCGGUCGAAGGCCUUGGGCGAGGUCUACGCACGAGCGAGUAACGCGGGUAGCAGCUAGACACGCGCGUUCGAUCGGUGCGCGAGGUUCUCGGGCGAUGGCGUGCUAUCAAGGCAGGGCGUCGCUGGGAUCUCGCGGGGCAUCGCUGGUGCUCGUGCCAGCGACUGGUUGCGUGCGGCUGGGCGUUAGCUAG